Botrytis porri is the source of this 1243-nucleotide messenger RNA. RefSeq lists its product as uncharacterized. The record is from RefSeq and is a predicted model, not a curated record. The coding region runs from base 196 to 1194 and encodes 332 amino acids. NCBI's taxonomy places the organism in Eukaryota, Fungi, Ascomycota, Leotiomycetes, Helotiales, Sclerotiniaceae. The transcript is spliced from 2 exons.
AUAGAUAAGCGAGUACAUAUAUUGCGCUCAUCUUCAUAUUUUUCUUCUCAUCAGCUUCAUCAACUGCUCUCAUCACAUCCUCACACUACCAUCUUCGAGCUUGAAUGAACAAUUUACUUUACUCCGGCAUCAUCAAACAAACAAACAAACAAACACUUCUCUGCCUUCAACGCAUUUACACACAUCAUCGUCGAGAUGCAACUCAUUAAUAUCAUUAUUCUCUCUCUUGGCCUUAGUGCCUCCGCCAUUCCAGUUCCUGGCGAUGACCAUUCCGUCUCACACAAUGGCGGAAAAAAAGGUGGCAAGAACGAUAAUUACGGUAAUUAUGAUAACUAUGGGGAUCAUGGUAGCAAUGGAAAUCACGGCCAUGACCAUGACUAUGAUAAUAACGGAGAUCAUGGCAAGAAUGGAGGUAAAAAAGAUUAUGGCGGAGUAUCUCACUCAUACAGAGAUGAGAAGCAUGACGAUUAUGGAUGGAAUAAGGGUUAUGGUGGAGAAUAUAACAAUGGCGACAAGAACGGCAAUUACGGUAAUUCUCAUGGAUAUGGUGGAGUUUCCAACUCAUAUGGAGAUAAUAAGAACGACAAUCAUGGAUAUGGUGGAGGAUAUGGAGAAGGCUCUAUUCACAGAAGAGGCGGCAGAGAAGACAAGCAUGAUAAUGACGGCAAACAUGGCAAGGGCAACAAACAUUAUGAUGACAAGCAUGGUGGUGGAAAGCAUGACGAUGAUAAACAUGACGAUUAUAAGCACGGUAGAGGAAAACGUGACAACGACAAACACGACAACGACAAACACGACAACGACAAACACGACAAUGAUAAGCACAACGGUGGAAAACAUGAUAACGACAAGCACGACAGCGACAAGCACAAGCACAACAACGACAAGCACGGUGGUGGAAAACAUGAUGAUAACAAGCACGGUAGUGGAAAGCGUUCUGAGGACAAAAGCGAAAACGAUAAGUAUGACAACGACAAGCACGACGACGGUAGCCAUGACGAUAAGCAUGAUGGGGGAAAGCAUAACGAUGAUAGCCAUGACGACAAGUAUAAUGAUGAUAGCCAUGACGACAAGCAUGACGACAAGCACGAUGACAAGCACAAUGACAAACAUGACAACAAGCACGACAACGACAACGACAACAACAACAACUACGGAUGGAACAAAGGCUCCAGCGAAUAUUCCUCCUGGUAAAAUUUCCACACCCCAGCACACCCAAAUCACGCAUACCACCCUUCCGCCU